Molecule: messenger RNA, 891 nt
Organism: Alternaria atra
Lineage: Eukaryota; Fungi; Ascomycota; Dothideomycetes; Pleosporales; Pleosporaceae
Exons: 3
Coding region: 1-891 (296 amino acids)
Source: RefSeq, a predicted model, not a curated record
AUGAAUGGCCUCCAGGACGUCGAUGGGCUUUCCGAAUGCAUCGGUCGGGCUAUCCAGGACCAUCUUGCCAGAUUAAAUAUCAAUAUCGCAUGGCCACAGCUCGAUAGCCUUGACCAUCCCAUCCUUCGCGUCGAAGCUUUUCUUGAGGAGGCCGAUGCGAACCAUGCAACAAGAGCGCAGUCCGAGAGGGUCGCAUCGAGAACCGUCGAUCUGGCGGGUAUGAGAACCCCAGCCCUUACGCAAAGUCCAAUACUGGUAGAUUCUAACGACUGCGAGGAGUCUUCGUCCAUGGAUGAAUCUAAUCCCCGGGGCGACCCGUUCCCCCCGGGACAACAUUCCCGCGAAACCCGUAGGAAAGGUACUGGGGGUCUGAGGGUGUCGCAGAACCAGUCUUCAUUUCAAGAAGACUUGACUGAGCACCAACGCCAGAUGCAGGUGGAUAGUCGAAGCUUUCCAAAGCGGAAGAAGGUAGCAUCUGAUAAGUUCGUCUUCCAACCGUCCACUCUGGACAAGCUCAUCAUUGGCAUUUGGGAGCAAGUGCACAGUACACUCAACCUUGACCCAAAAGCUAUCUUCGAACAGUUCCAGGUAUCGCCCAAUGGAUCCUCCAUGGGUAUGGUCCGGCAAACGCAAGCGGAAGAAUCAUCAACUGCUAUUACCACUUCGAAUACGAAAUCCGAAUCUUUCAGUCAGAUGAAUAUCUUCUGUCGUAAAGUUACACAAGCGAGCCGUGUGUGCCGGUCCAUCGAGAUGAUCGUGCAAGCCCGCUGGGUAGAGCUGUUCGAGGAGCAGGUACAAUAUCGGAGCCAAUCGAGACCCGAGCUGUCUACAACAAAGCAUAGGAAAGCCGUUUUUAUGGAAGCGUGCCAGGACUUCGACUGGUCUGAGUAA